Trichechus manatus latirostris (Florida manatee) is the source of this 2425-nucleotide messenger RNA. It is a transcript of the gene LPAR3, whose product is annotated as lysophosphatidic acid receptor 3. Gene Ontology annotation, cellular component: plasma membrane; cytoplasm. Gene Ontology annotation, molecular function: lysophosphatidic acid receptor activity. The record is from RefSeq and is a predicted model, not a curated record. The transcript has 2 exons. NCBI's taxonomy places the organism in Eukaryota, Metazoa, Chordata, Mammalia, Sirenia, Trichechidae. The coding region runs from base 625 to 1689 and encodes 354 amino acids. Gene Ontology annotation, biological process: regulation of metabolic process; adenylate cyclase-activating G protein-coupled receptor signaling pathway.
CCAGGAGUGGUAUCAAAAGUGCUGGAAAAUUUGAGCUCUUGGGGAAGCCAUUUGGUCGUGUGAGGAGUGAUUCACCCCACCCGUUACUUGGUGAGAAUGUACCUGGUGUUACCAACCCGCCCUUGAUUAAUGCACAUAACUCAUAAAUAAGAAAUGAGCUGGAAACUACCAGGAGAGAGAAUUUUAACGUGCUGUGAGUAGUUGUUACCAAUGGCUAUUGCAGAGCUCGGCACCUUUGACCUGUUGUUGCCUCCAAGAUCAUCCAUUCAUCCAACCAGCCAGCCAGCUAGCCAGCCAGCCAGUCAACAAAUACCUGUCAUGAGGCAGGUGGGGCAGCAGGACCCUGGGGUUAUAAUGGUGAGCAAAAUAGACACAGACCCUCCCUCAUCAAGCUUGCAGUAUAGCCUGGGAAACAGAAAUUACCAGUGCAAGAUAAAUGCUAUGAUAAGAAGUCAGGGGCUAGCAUCCUGGAGCAAGGGACAUUUAUGCUGAGACCUGAAGGAUUCAUAGGAUUGGCCGGAAGAAGGGGCUUAGCAGUAGCAAUUGGUUUAGUGACUGAUUUUACAAUAGUAAUCUUUGUUUCUUCUUUACAUUUCUUUCUAGGAUGUCCAGUUCUUCUCCACAAUGAAUGAGUGUCACUAUGAUAAGCGUAUGGACUUUUUUUAUAAUAGGAGCAAUACUGACACUGCCGAUGAAUGGACGGGGACAAAGCUUGUGAUUGUUUUGUGUUUUGGAACAUUUUUCUGCUUAUUUAUUUUUUUCUCUAAUUCUCUGGUCAUUGCCGCAGUGAUCAAAAACAGAAAGUUUCAUUUUCCUUUCUACUAUCUGUUGGCUAACUUGGCUGCCGCAGAUUUCUUUGCUGGCAUUGCCUAUGUAUUCCUGAUGUUUAACACUGGCCCCGUGUCAAAAACUUUGACUGUCAAUCGCUGGUUUCUCCGCCAGGGGCUUCUGGACACAAGUUUAACUGCCUCCCUGACCAAUUUGCUGGUUAUUGCUGUGGAGAGGCACAUGUCAAUCCUGAAGAUGCGGGUCCACAGCAACCUGACCAAAAAGAGGGUGACACUGCUCAUUUUGCUCAUCUGGGCCAUCGCCAUCUUUAUGGGGGCGGUUCCCACGCUAGGCUGGAAUUGCCUUUGUGACAUCUCUACCUGCUCUUCCCUGGCCCCCAUUUAUAGCAGGAGUUACCUCAUUUUCUGGACUGUGUCCAACCUCGUGGCAUUCUUCAUCAUGGUUGUGGUGUACCUGCGGAUCUACAUGUAUGUCAAGAGGAAAACAAACAUCUUGUCUCCACAUACAAGUGGGUCCAUCGGCCGUCGGAGGACACCCAUGAAGCUCAUGAAGACAGUGAUGACCGUCUUAGGAGCGUUCAUUGUGUGUUGGACGCCGGGCCUGGUGGUCCUGCUGCUCGACGGCCUGAACUGCACGCAGUGCGGUGUGCAGCACGUGAAGAGGUGGUUCCUGCUGCUGGCGCUGCUCAACUCCAUCAUGAACCCCGUCAUCUAUUCGUACAAGGACGAGGACAUGUACAGCACCAUGAAGAAGAUGAUCUGCUGCUUCUCUCAGGAGAAGAACCCAGAGAGGCGCUCCUCUUGUAUCCCAUCUGGGGUCCACAGCAGGAGCGACAUGGGCAGCCAGAAUAUGGAAGACAGUAUUAGCCAAGGCACGAUCUGCAAAAAGGACAAUUCCUAAGCUGUGGACACCCCUCCGCCCACCCAGGCCUCCUCUGGGGAAAGAGCUGUUAAGAAUGGUUACAUGUCUCUAACAAAGCCCAUGUACAGUGUUAUUUGAGGUCUAAUCGAUCAUUGCUAGAUUAAAAAAAAAAAUUAACAUUGUUUAAAAGCAUGGGCAAUAAAGAGAGGACACAGUGCACUUAGAGAAAAUGUGGAGAAAGGAGGAGACAGCAAAGUGGAUUCCUGCUUGUUGCCCUAUGAAGUGCUCAGAGCAUCUGCCUGCCCCACGGUGCAUUCUGGGCCCUGCCGUGCUCUUGUGGCCAUUCUCUUGCGUCUCAAAAGGAUGCUAUUAAAGGGCUUAGGCCAAAAUGAAUAAUACUGUUACUUGAGCCACUUUAUAUAGCUGCUUGUAAAGCUUAUGUAGUUCUUUCUGCAUGCAUUUAAAAAUUUUAAAAAUGCUUCAGUGAUACUUUUUUCAUCAAUGAAACCAUGGCCAGUAGCUAGAUAUUCAGUAGGAUUGAAGAAUAACAGAUGAGUAAAGCCUCCAAAUUAAAUCUGAUUUUUAAGUGACAGGACAUUCUGAGUAGCAAAGACUUACUUAAAAAUAGCAAUAAAAAAGUUAAGUGUCAAAAAUCUUUUUUGAACUAAAAAAGGCCUUGAUGUGGUCCUCUGAGUGUGUUCGUAUAUAUGCACAUGUAUAUUUAUACAAUUGGAUUUUUUCUUAUUUAAAGACACCAAGGGAAAAAAAAAAAAAA